UAUGUAUCUACUAGACAGGCAACCAGUUUAACAAUUUAUGUUACAACUGAUCAUUCUUGUACUUAUCAGAAUUAUUUACAAUUACCACGUAAAAUGUUUCUAAUACAAAAAGUUUUUAGAAAAUGUGGUUACGUUGUUUUGUUUGUGAUAUUUUUAGGCUAUGGACCUAUUCCUCCUUAUACGAAUUUCACUGAAGUAAUUCAGUUUGCUCCCACAAUCCCUUUAGAAGGAACCUUGGUACUAGAGGAUAAGUUAAAAACCUCCGAAUUGUACCACAAGGGUGAUUUGAUAGGAGCAGAAACGUUUGCUCAAUAUGACGGAGAAUUAUACGCAUCUCUAAUUAAAGGAGAAGUGGUUAGGUUAAAAGAAAACAACGAGAUAGAAACAGUUGUCAAAACUGGUAAUACAUGCAGAGGUUAUUUCGAAGAAAAAUUAUGUGGAAGAGCAAUGGGAAUAAAAUUCGAUAUACACGGCAAUCUUUUUGUAGCCGACGCUUAUUACGGCAUAUUCAAAGUUAACGUCAAAACAGGUACUAAAGAAUUGCUUAUAUCUCCGGACGAACAAAUCGGAGGGAAAAAACCGAAAGUAUUUAACAGUUUGGCUGUAGCAAAUAAUGGCGAUAUUUAUUGGAGUGAUUCGUCUUCGGAUUUUACAUUCGACGAUAUAGUUUAUGACAUAUUGUCCGAUUCAUCUGGAAGAUUAAUCCAUUACAACGCCACCUCCAGAGAAAAUACGAUACUAAUCGAUAAAAUGUCAUUCUCAAAUGGGGUUAUGUUAUCUGACGACGAAGAUUUCGUAAUCAAUUCUGAAUUACUAAGAAAUCGAAUCCAACGUUAUCAUUUAAAGGGAACGCUGAAAGGUACCGCUGAUAUUUUCAUCGACGGAUUACCUGGUAUGCCCGAUAAUAUCCAAUCGGAUGGUCGCGGUGGUUUUUUGGUCGCUUUAUAUAUGGGUAUCAGCGACGAUAACCCAUCGAUAAUACAAUUAUUAGCAAAUAAACCUUUCGUUAGAAAAAUUGCAGCGAAAUUCAUGGGAUUGAUCGAAUUUAUUUUCAAUAUAUUGAACGAGAUUUAUCCUACUGAUUUUUUUCAAAAAAUCACGCAUUUUAUUGGACACGGAUCUAGCAUGAAGAUAUUGAAUCCAUCGAGGGUAACAGUACUGAGACUUUCAAAGGAAGGUGGAAUAUUAGAUUGUUUACAUAAUCUCAACGGACGUAUAAGUCAACUUUCUGAAGCUUAUAUUUUCAAGGAUAAAUUGUAUUUUGGAUCGCCUUACAAUGAUUUUAUAGGGAGGAUUUUAUUAACAGAAGUUGGUUGGGGAAAAUUAAUACAAAAUUAACUCGGGAAAAGUGGGGAAGAUGAUUUGAAUUUACAUUAAAACAAUUUGCAAAUGUUACAA
Messenger RNA from Diorhabda carinulata, 1398 nucleotides. Its product is annotated as adipocyte plasma membrane-associated protein Hemomucin-like. Gene Ontology annotation, molecular function: strictosidine synthase activity. The transcript has 5 exons. Gene Ontology annotation, biological process: biosynthetic process. NCBI's taxonomy places the organism in Eukaryota, Metazoa, Arthropoda, Insecta, Coleoptera, Chrysomelidae. The coding region runs from base 94 to 1338 and encodes 414 amino acids. The record is from RefSeq and is a predicted model, not a curated record.